UCUCAGAUGAAAAUGGCGGACUCUCCCAAAUUGUUCGAGUGAAAGUGAUUGUACUUUGAGAACAACAAUCAUCCAUACAGCCAGUGAGAAUUGCAGGAAGCUAUAGGUUGAAAAGAUACUUGGCAGAAGGAUCACAGCCCGAGGGACAUUUGAGUAUUUAAUUAGUUGGAGAGGCUACAACAAAUCCUGGGAUACCUGGGAGCCUGAAGAAAAUCUUGGCGCUUGUAUUAAAUUAAUCCAAGCAUUUGAUAAAGCUCUACAUCAGGAUAACGGGGAUAAUUUUGCUCAUAAACCUAAGAUGAAGGGAGGAGGGGCAGACGGUGAAAGCAAAACAGACACAAAGACUGUGAAGCCAAAGGAAACGGCAAAUACUACGACAGGUAGCGCUAAGGUCAAAGGUUCACCAGUAUCUGCAAAACAGAAAACUCCUAAAAAUACAGGAGGUGUGACUAAGGCAAACACUGCCAACAAAAAGGCAGAAGAAGGAAAAAAGCUAAACAAAAGCUUGAGUAAAGAUAAAAACACUAUCAAGGAUAAUGCUAAGAAAUUAAAGAAAACAAAUGUUGCAAAAAUUAGUGUUGCUAAAAAGAAGAUUUCUAUAGCCAAACAGGGUGGAAAAUCGGGAAAGGGUACUAAAAUGACAGUCACUAUGGUAAAUGGGAAACAAAAAAGCUCGAAGGCUUCUAAAAAUGAUAACACUAAAAAAGAAGUGAAGAAGAAGCAAACUAAAAAGUCUGAACCAGCUGAUGUAAAAAAGCCUACACCCAAACCUGACUUUAGCAAUCUCAUUAAAUUAUUGGGUUCCAAACCUUUGACUAACUCAUCUGGCACUAUAUUAGUGAAGCCAGUGAAUAAUAAGACAAUUCACAAAACAAGCUUGCAAAAUAAGAUACGGAAAGGCUUAAAAAUCAAACCAUUGAAUGGACCAAAGUUUAAAAAUGGAAAAGCGAGUGUAAGCUCUAGCAAGAAAAAGGUGAAUGAUGGUGAUGAUGGAGAGGAUUCAUCAUCAUAUACUUCAGUCUCGUCAAUGUCUUAUGACUCAGAAGAUUCAGAUUCGUUUUACACAUUAUCGCCACCUGCGAAAAAAGUAAAACACAACAAAGGAUUAGAGAACAAAUCGAGCACCAAAAACAAAGGUGCCGAGAACAGUACUGUUAAAACAAAAAAGACUGAUGUAAAUGUAAAGACUGGUGAAAAGCCCAAAACACAAUCGCAACCUAAUGUUGACUCUCCUAGUACAAGUGAUGCUAAGGAGAGUUCAAGCUCUAGAAGAGCAAAGAAAAAGACACAAUCAGUAGAGGACUUCAUAGCCGAAACACUUGCCAAACUCGACCCUAAAUCAAAGAGUGCCCAAAAACUUAAGUCAGAGUUGUAUCACCUUACACAAGAUGAAAUGAAGGAGUUGAAAUCACCAUCAAAAAGCAAAGAACGGACUACUAAAACAUCUGAUGCUAAAAAUAUCAGGUCAGAUUUAUCGACAGAAUUUGCAAAGAAAAAGGUGAAAAAGAUUAAACGGGUUAAAAAGAAUAAUGAUCUCAAUGUUUCAUCACCAAAGAAACAGAAAAACACUGCUCAAAAUUCACCACAAAAAGUGAAGAAAAAAUCUGGAUUAUUUAAAAGUAUUGCAACUACGUCAGCGGGGCAGCAACGCAUGAAGAUGCUGAGCAACUGGAACCCAUCUAAGAAUUCAUCAUCUAAGAUCGUCAAACCAGUUCCACAGCUGUAUGCAUCUGCCUUUGCCCCUCCCAGCAGUUACAAAACACCACCAUCCUCACCCACAUCCCUCAGUCUCAUGGGGUCUGCAGCAUCCCUUAGGCUGGCAGGAUCCCGCUCCACCACCCCGUCUAGUCGCCCAGGGACCCCUAGCCCCCAGAAAGCCAUUAAUACUAUACUCCAGGAUCUCCCAAUGCAAGUGCGGCAGGGUCUCCCGCCUAAUGUAUCCAUGAUACCCAUGAUUCCUACAAGUCCCUCGGCUGCAUCAUAUCGUGCUAUCAUAGCAACCAAUCAGAAACUUCUCGCUAGUAAAGCAGUAAAACGUAAAUUUGAUGAGGACGAGGAAUAUGAUGAGCCAUCUGAGAGACGAUUGAGCGUGCGGCAGAGUGAGAGCUCCUUCAAGUACAAAGAUAUUGUCGUUAAAAAGUGCUCCAACUAUACUCAGAUCUGGCUGUUUACACAGACCCAAACAAAGAAUGCUUUAAAUCCAAAAGUCCUACAAGAGAUCCGUACAGCACUACACAACGCAAGGUUUGAUGACAGUAAGCUUGUGCUGCUCAGUGGCUCAGGAAGUGUGUUCUGCUCAGGGGUAGACCUGCCCUAUAUCACCCAGGCAACAGAUAGACGCAGUGCAGCCAAGCAAAUGGUCGAUUCUCUCAGGGAUUUUAUUAGUGCUUUGAUAGCAUUCCCAAAGCCGAUAGUAGCUGCUGUUAAUGGCCCUGCAGUUGGUCUAGGUGUUGGUAUAUUACCAUUAUGUGACAUUGUGUUGGCCAGUGACAAGGCCUCCUUCUAUACGCCCUACUCGAGGCUAAAUCAAACACCUGAGGCAUGUGCCUCUUAUACUUUGCCUCAGGUUAUAGGACUUGCCACGGCCAAUGAGAUGCUGCUAGGAGGACGUAAACUGACUGCAAUCGAGGCAUAUCAGAUAGGGCUGGUCUCCCAAGUGUUCUGGCCUACUAGCAUGAUGCAGGAAGUAAUUCCCAGGGUACAAAACAUGGCCAUGUGCUCAGCCAAGGCCAUGGAAUGCAGUAAGUUAUUAAUACGAAGCCACCAGAAAGCCAAGCUUGAAUACACAAAUGAGACAGAGUGCAACAUGCUGCUAGAAAGAUGGUCCUCUAAUGAAUGCUACAAGGCUAUGAACACUUAUCUCCUGCAAGAGCAAGAUAUGCUGAUAUGAGAGUGUCCUCUAAUAAAAUAUCAUUUGUGCAUGUUGUGUGUAAUACUUGUACAAUUUGCACAGAUUUAUUAUUGCGUUAUUUAAACGUUAAAAUCAUGCCUGUCCUGGUUAAAGGAUCGUGUCCAAUUACCAAGACUUGUAGAAAACUAAAUUAAGUCUGAUUUGUUUUGUUCCCUUCAACUUAUAUUAUGAAAUUCUUCAAGUGUUGAUUAAUAUUUCAAUUGCAUAUAAAUUAAAAAAUCAAUUCUUCAUUAGUUAAAUCAUUAUAUGCUCCCUCCCUUAAUGAAAUUUAUUCUGUUUUUCCACAAGUGUCAAUAAUUUCACACCAUCCCUAAGUUUUCUGUAGGUGGAGUAUAAAUCCUUAUUUGUGUAUUUAUAGAUGGGGUAACAUCAUUUAGUUCAACAUGAAUCUUAAAUUAUUCACCCAAUCAAAAUAAGGUUUGUUAAACAAUAAUUCAAUACUAUCCAACACGUCCAUUGGAUGCUGCAUUGAGAAAAAAAUCCAUUAUGUUAAGAUACCUCCGAUUGAUAACAUUUCUUACAUUACUUUAUGUGGACUUGUGUGUUUCAAGGAUUUCAAAUGAAAAUUAAUGAGCCUGUAAAAUGGAAGCACGAUAGACCCUUGAGUCGAUCUCAAAGUCUCACCAAUUA
Messenger RNA from Owenia fusiformis, 3541 nucleotides. The record is from the annotation of a GenBank genome assembly. Lineage: Eukaryota; Metazoa; Annelida; Polychaeta; Sabellida; Oweniidae.